Mollisia scopiformis is the source of this 1757-nucleotide messenger RNA. RefSeq lists its product as uncharacterized. The transcript has 3 exons. Gene Ontology annotation, cellular component: plasma membrane; fungal-type cell wall. The record is from RefSeq and is a predicted model, not a curated record. The coding region runs from base 42 to 1535 and encodes 497 amino acids. Lineage: Eukaryota; Fungi; Ascomycota; Leotiomycetes; Helotiales; Mollisiaceae. Gene Ontology annotation, biological process: fungal-type cell wall organization.
UUUCCCUUGAACCAGGAAGUCCUUUGGGCUCGCAGCGCGCAAUGUUGUGGUUGUUAUGCCUGCUGGCAUUGCUAGCAUGUUCGCAUGCUCAAACCUCGAGUAUAUGUUCUCAAGCCACCGCUACAAUCAAUUCGCAAGCAGAUGCAACCUCCUUAGCUGACUGUUCGACAAUAUCCGGUUCUGUACUGGUGUCCUCAAGCGCAUCUGGGGUGAUCUCUAUCGAUGGACCACAAACUAUCACCGGUGACUUGACAUGCGAAAAUGCGGGUGGUUUGACCAGCCUAGGAAGCAUAACGAUCGGGACAAUUGGAGGCUCUUUUUCACUAAGCAACCUGACGCUCCUCUCUACACUUUCUAUGAACGAUUUGAGCUCCGUCAAAACAAUCGCGUGGAGUGCUCUGCCAGCCUUGUCAUCCCUUACCUUUCCAUCUACCGUCAGCCAGGUGGAAAGUAUAACGAUCUCUAAUACGUUCUUGAGUUCGCUCGACGGACUCAAUCCGAGCACCAUUGCGACUUUGAAUGUCAACAAUAAUGAGCGUUUGAAAACAUUCAGCACCCAAGUCGCCAGUGCCUCUUCUGCAAUUAAUUUCAACAGUAACGGGAACGGCCUCGACUUGUCAUUUCCAAAUCUCAUAUGGGCAGCCAAUAUAACAAUUAGGAACGUAUCUUCUCUAGACGUACCUUCGCUCUCAACGGUCAACGGCUCAAUUGGCCUUUAUGGCAACGACUUCACCGAAUUUACAGCCCCAAAUCUAACGACUAUCGGCUCCACGGCCACGGGAUCAGGAACCCUUGCUUUAGUACAGAAUCCAAGCUUCACUGACCUUUCCCUGCCUCUACUCAAAACCGUGGGCGGCGCGGUACAGGUAGCCAACAACCAGGAGCUACAGACCAUCUCUUUUCCCGCACUAGCGACUGUUGGAGGGGCUAUUGAAUUUUCUGGGAACUUCUCUACCCCGAACUUACCAGCCUUGACGGAUGUGAAAGGGGGUUUCAAUGUCCAGAGUACCGCCUCAAUCGAUUGUAGUGCUUUUGCAGCAGACGAACAAAGCAAGGUGAUUCAAGGCACUUUCGUUUGUAAGGGCUCGUCCGGCUCCACUACUACGACGGGCGGGAUAACCAGUUCUGGGACACCUACACCGACUUCCUCCUCUAACUCCACCUCCAAUACAUCGACCUCAUCUCCCACAACCUCUCCCACGAACUCCCCACCACCGAUCAAUAAUAAUAAGUCAUCGGGACUCUCAGGAGGCGCUAUAGCGGGCAUCGUUAUAGGCGUUGUCGUGGCCCUUAUUAUCGCGGCGCUCAUCUUCUGGGCCCGGAAGAAAGGAUACAAGUUCUCAUUCGGCAUCACAAAGAGGGAAGUCGAUACAGGGGUACCACAUCCCGGAAUGGCCGAGCUGCCGAGAGGAGGACAUCAUGAGAAGACAGAGUUGUCGGCUGUCACGCGACCGAGCGAGCUUUCGGCGGCGAGGCUAGAUGGACCUAUGUCGGAGUCGUAUGAAUUACCUGCACAUGCGAGGGAGGGUGGUUGAUGCUUUGUAUAGGCCAAAUUUGAAGGACGGGAGGAGGAUUUAAUGAUACCCAUGUAAUAUAUAGGACGACUGAGGAGGAUAUCUUCAAGAUUUAUGUAGUCUGUGGUGUGGCUUGGCACGUACGGUGUAAAUCAAAUCAAUCCUCUAAAGCGGGGUGAUGGAAUGCUUGGCUUCCUACCCUUCGUGCAGGCAGGUCAAUCGACAGACGUCAUACCAAAUUCG